AUGGGAGGCUUGAAGAGAAAGAUACCGACUGAUAAGAAAAUAGAGAAGAAAGAAUCAAAAUCGGUUGCUUUCUCCAAGCGCCGUAAAGGUCUUUUCAGCAAAACCGCCCAGCUUUGUGUUCUGUCCGGUGCUCAAGUUGCUAUCUUAGCGACUCCACCUUGCUCCAAAUCCAACGUCUCCUUCUACUCUUUUGGUCACUCCUCGGUCGAUAGCGUCGUCUCUGCUUUCCUCAAGAAUGAGUAUCCUCGGGAAGAUCAUCUAGGGUCAGAGUUUUGGUGGGAAGACAAGCGUCUUUCCGAGUCAGAGGAUCCCAAGGAGUUGAGUGAGGCGGUGGACUCUAUUUCGAGGAUGAUGCAGAAUCUAAAAGGGUUACGUUCAAAGGCCUUGUCCGCUGGUGCAAGUAGUAGCUGCAUUCAUGAGGAUCCACCUCAAAACAUUAAAGAGGAGGAUCAGAUCGUAGAGGACAACAAGGAUGUUGUUAUAAACGCAACUCAUCAGGAGCUUGAUGGAAACCAAACCCUAGGUUUACAGUCUUCUUUGGCAAGUCUUUGCAUUCAAGAUGUUUCACGUGAGAAUGUGGAGGGGUUUGUCAACAACAGUGAACACAAGAAUGAGAUUGUAACGAGUUCUGACAGCAACAACAACAACAACGGUUUACUUGGAAGCGUGGAUGGGUUUGAUCAAGCGCUUAAUCUUGAUGAUGACUUCUUUGACUUUGAGAUGAACUCUGAAGGUUUUAUAACUACAAAUUUGGAGAUGAAUGUCGACUCAACGAAGGGAUAUUCAUGCGCUGGUUCUGGUUCUGAAGAUGGAGCAAUGGUGGUGAUUCCAAGUAAUUCUAUUGAGGAUAAUCAGAUGGUAGCGGUUUCUGACAGCACCAAUGCUUUACCAGGAAACUUAUAUGGGUGCUAUCAAGAGUUUGAUAUUGACCAAAUCUUUGAUUUCGUGGAGAGUACUGAAGAUCUAUCCAUGAACUCUGAGAUGGAUGUUGCCUCCAUGAUCGCCUCUCUUAUAGAAAAUUAA
Messenger RNA from Brassica oleracea var. oleracea, 1023 nucleotides. RefSeq names its product agamous-like MADS-box protein AGL97. The transcript has 2 exons. Gene Ontology annotation, biological process: positive regulation of transcription by RNA polymerase II. The record is from RefSeq and is a predicted model, not a curated record. The coding region runs from base 1 to 1023 and encodes 340 amino acids. Gene Ontology annotation, molecular function: DNA-binding transcription factor activity, RNA polymerase II-specific; RNA polymerase II cis-regulatory region sequence-specific DNA binding; protein dimerization activity. Lineage: Eukaryota; Viridiplantae; Streptophyta; Magnoliopsida; Brassicales; Brassicaceae.